AUGCCUCUCACUGUCCUCGCCUCUCCGGUUUACACCCGCCGUUCUCUUGAAGAGCGUGCUGACGUCCGCGAUGCGACGGCAGAAGAAAUUGCAGAGCUUGAAUAUUACAGUGCCUUGUCUGCAAAUGUGUACUGUAUUGGUGUGAUUCCCGGAGGUACCUGGGUCUGCCCUAAUUGCGACAAAACGAAUAAUCUGGAGAUUGUGGAUACCUUUACCACGAUUGUGUACGAUACCAAUGUCCUGAUCGCUAGAAGUGAUUCUGAAAAGACAAUUUAUAUAGUCUUUAGAGGUUCCGUUUCAAUUCAAAAUUGGCUUGCUGAUUUAACAGCCACUCUCGUUCCCUACCCCGAUGCAUCCUUGACUGCAUACGUUCACACAGGCUUCCUCGCCAGUUAUACCGAAGUCCAAUCAAAAUUGAUGUCGACUGUGAAGAGCCAGAUGAAUGCUCAUUCAGAGUACAAAGUUGCUGUUACAGGCCACUCUCUUGGUGGUGCCACUGCGCUCCUGUGUGCUUUAGAUUUGCAUCAACAAGGCGUCUCGAAUAUUGAGCUUUUCACCUUUGGACAACCUCGCGUAGGCAAUGCGGCUUUUGCUAAAUACGUUGUAGAUACUGGAAUUCCGUACAAGCGAACAGUUCACGAACGUGACACCGUGCCACAUGUGCCCUCCGUUGUUGCUGGCUUCCUUCACGCGGGCAUGGAGUUCUGGGAUGUUCCUUUAAGCAGCAAAGUCCAGGUCUGCCCUAACGGAAUCGAAACUGCUGACUGCUCUAACAGCGUUGCUACUUUGACAAGCUUUGUCGAUCAUACUACAUACUUUGAUAUGAGCACGGGUAUUUGCCUCUAG
Zychaea mexicana is the source of this 846-nucleotide messenger RNA. Its product is annotated as catalysis At the Interface: the anatomy of A conformational change in A triglyceride lipase. Gene Ontology annotation, biological process: lipid metabolic process. Bases 1 to 846 code for a protein of 281 amino acids. NCBI's taxonomy places the organism in Eukaryota, Fungi, Mucoromycota, Mucoromycetes, Mucorales, Lichtheimiaceae. The record is from RefSeq and is a predicted model, not a curated record. The transcript has 8 exons.